Molecule: messenger RNA, 1854 nt
Organism: Diplodia corticola
Lineage: Eukaryota; Fungi; Ascomycota; Dothideomycetes; Botryosphaeriales; Botryosphaeriaceae
Product: heterokaryon incompatibility protein
Exons: 1
Coding region: 1-1854 (617 amino acids)
Source: RefSeq, a predicted model, not a curated record
AUGAAGUAUACGCCUCUACGCGCAGGCUUUAUUCGCCUUCUCAACAUUGACUGCGCCAAUGACAAAGUCGUGUGUCGAGUGAUCAAGACUAAGCUCUCUUCCAGUCUCAGUUUUGACGCAGUGUCUCAUACGUGGGGCACCGAAGACCGGACUGAAGCCAUCGAUUGUAACGGCAAAUCUUUCCCAGUCACACCAAGCUUGAAGACGAUGAUGCAGCAUCUGUACCACUACAGGACCGAACCCCCUAGAUCAAGACGUGGUGGUUCAUCGCGCCCUCUAUGGAUCGACACCAUUUGUAUCAACCAAGAUGAUGCGAACGAGAAAGAGGUCCAAAUCCAGCUGAUGGGCACCAUCUUUGCAGGCGCUAUACGUGUCAUCAUAUGGAUCGGUCCUGCGGGAGAGCAUACGGACACAUUCAUGGAUGAGAUACCAUCUGUACUCGAGGCGCUACAAGGUGACGGCCGGGCUUGUCCUUUCCAUUGGGAAACCCCGAUCUCGGGUGCUCUGGAGCAGGAGAUCCCAGCCAAGUGGGCGGGAUUGCGCGAUGUUCUCGGACGACCGUGGACGACUCGGCUCUGGACCUUUCAAGAAGGUGUAUUGGCCAAGCAUGCCGUAGUCAUGUGUGGGUUGCACGGAGUACACCUUGAUGUGCUUGCAGAGAUUGAUGGCCUUUUGGAGAAAGGCGACUUCGACAUGAAUUUAUACAUGCAAACGCAGAGAACAGCAAGGGAUUUUCCGUACAGCUUUCCGUUUGGCGCCAUCGGCUCAUUUAGAAGUUCGACACACGGAAACAUCGCGCCAUACCUGCUAUCGCAUUGCUGGGGUCUGGGGGUAAAAGAGCCAAUCGAUCGGAUUUGGAGUCUCCUUGGGCUUCUGGAGGAAGGGUUGAAGGAGGAGGUGGCCCCACUGAUCGAUUACAGCAACGAAGGUCGCGAGCAGUAUUGGAAGACUUACUUGCGCUUCGCCAAAACACUGCUCAGGCACGACAAGUCACUUGCUAUCCUAUCACUCUCGGCGUACGAGGAGGGCUCCAAGCUCCCGUCUUGGUGCCCCGACUUCUCCAAGCCAAUUCCCUACCGAACCUUCAACUUCGAGCAGAACAAUUACCGAGCCGGAAUCCUAGAAAACUCGCACCACCGUCAUUUGCGCAUCCCGGAAGUCCUCGACGACGAUGACCAAAGCCUGGAGAUCUCAGGAUUCAGACUAGACGCCGUCAGUGACGUGGUGAAGGAUUCCAGGCUCCAACAAGCCCGGUUCAACGUGCAACACCCAACGGACGUCGCAGCUUGGAUCGACUGGGAGGCGCGGUGUCGGACGCUUGCGCAACGGGUAUCAUGUGAUGGAAUCACCACGAUGCUGCCGCAUAAUUAUCUGCGUGUGCACGCAAGCGACAUGGUCAAAGAUGCAGAAUCCAUCUACACGGAUACUGGCAACGAUGCGAUAACCACCCUUAUAUCUUUGGUUGGGCAGCAGCACUGUAGCAAUCCCGGCACCAACACUGCUACUGCUUCCGUCUGGGCCCUAACGUCUCAAUGCUUGCGCCAAAUCUGCACGGAUCGUGGAAUCCCCGGAGAUACACAGAGGCGUAUUGCGGAAUGCUACGAGGCCAUUGAGCGGAACAUUGGCCGCACGUUUUUCAGAACCUACAAUGGCCGGCUCGGGCUGGGUCCGCCUGGCAUGGAAAUCGGCGAUGCCAUUUGCGCUUUCUUUGGAAGCGGGCCGCUACACGUCCUACGGUUUGUGGAGCCAGCGGAAUGCGCAACAUAUAUCGGGGAUGCCUAUUUGGACGGUUGCAUGCGGCUAGAUGAGCUUGACGGCAUUCGAGGCCAGGAUGAUGUUUUUCACAUUCGAUAA